GCAGCGGCAGUUACCAUUGACAACAUUGGAGAAAAAUGGCGGACGAAGUAUAAACUGAAAUUUGUCUGGAAAAUCGUCGAUUAUUCUUCUUCAAAAUGUACGCAGCACCAUGUAGCCCAUCCUCUUCCAUAUUUAGCGAAAUGCUUGAACUUAAUGCAACGAGAAAUAGCAGCAAACGGGACUAUUCAGAGGAGGAACAACUAUCUGUUGGAAGUAGUUACGAUGCGGCGAAAAGUUCACCAGUGUUUUUCGGUCGUUAUGGACACAAACUUUCCGAUUCUGUGCCUGAAAUUCCCGAAGGAGAAGAUGGCACGUCAACAAGAUCCUCAAUGUUUCCCGAAUUUGAUGCCUCUAUCAGUCAUCCGGCAACUUUUGGUUAUGUUUUGUUGGAUAGAAAGCCAGUUGCACCUCCAAAACAAGAAUCCGCCCCUUUACCUCAUCCCAAAGAGUGUAGCCCCAGAGAAUACCUAGAUGCUUACAUGUUUCCAGUUCUCUUACCAGCAAUUGAGCAAAUGCUGAUAGCUGCCAAAGAGAACAAAGUGUUUGAGAGGAGAAGAUCAAAGUUUAAUGCAUGUGACUUUUUGACAGAGUUCUUGUUCAGGAACAAUCCCAGAUACAAGGAUAGAUCUAGCAUGACUUUGGAAGACAUUCCAUUUGUGCAAACAAUACUUGCGGAGCAUCCUCGACCUCCGUUACCGUUGUCUUUACUGCUCAGUGACGAAGAGGCUGCUAUUAUCAUUCAGGCAUUUUUCAGAGGAUAUCUGGUGCGUAAACAGCCAGAGGUUCAAGAGUUAAGACAGUACCAGGAAGAAAUGAGAAAUGAAGCUGUCGACAUUUUCUUAAAAGUGGAAGACUUCUGGAAGAAACAUCCAGUGGAUGAUGGAGAUGAAGAGGAAAAGAAAGCUGAUUAAUUAUUACUAGUAUAUUUUUGCACAGAGCAACAUACCUACAUACAAAGAGCAGUUGUUUUGCGGGGAAAUACUGGGUAACUUCGCCAUCGAACUUGUUCUUCACAAAAAGUAUCAGAACAAUAAUAUGACCUACCUGUUACUUUUACUUUAGAACGUUACUAAGAAGCUCUGAUCGUAACAAACGAAUUCUCCUUGCUAGUACCAAAGGAAACGUACAGCGAAGGGUAUGGAGACAGAUGUUAAGGUAGAAAGAGUUAAACAGAUUCUGGGGGCGCUCUUUUUGUAAGAAUUCAUGAUGUAGUUUGUUUCUUGCACAUUUAUUUCGAUAGUUGGUUGAAAUUAAAGCCGGUCUGAAAUAUAAACCUU
Molecule: messenger RNA, 1277 nt
Organism: Stylophora pistillata
Lineage: Eukaryota; Metazoa; Cnidaria; Anthozoa; Scleractinia; Pocilloporidae
Product: IQ domain-containing protein K
Molecular function (GO): protein binding
Source: RefSeq, a predicted model, not a curated record